This is a messenger RNA of Selaginella moellendorffii, 895 nucleotides long. RefSeq names its product putative 4-hydroxy-4-methyl-2-oxoglutarate aldolase. The coding region runs from base 296 to 805 and encodes 169 amino acids. Gene Ontology annotation, molecular function: ribonuclease inhibitor activity. The transcript is spliced from 3 exons. Lineage: Eukaryota; Viridiplantae; Streptophyta; Lycopodiopsida; Selaginellales; Selaginellaceae. Gene Ontology annotation, biological process: regulation of RNA metabolic process. The record is from RefSeq and is a predicted model, not a curated record.
GGUGGUCGCGCUUGCAUCUGUAAGAAAGUUUUAUGGUAUAGAAAAGGAGAGCAAGACACGAAACGAAGGCAGCAGCGAUUUCACAUUUACUUUUAUAGACCUGUGACUGACUGAUUGAAGACCGUCAGCUCCAAUGAAGGCAUUCAGACACUCAAGAACGUACGUAAUGGAAAACUUUUUCUCGUCACGACUCGCGAGUUCGCAGGUUCGAAUCGCUUUCCCUGAACUAUAGCCAUGGCAAGGGUCUAGAGGGCUUUUUCAUCUUCGCACCAGGUCCAAAACGGUUUUCUCCGCAAUGCAGCAAGGCUUCAUGACCAUGCCGACGACGGACCUCUGUGACAAGUACUAUGAGGAGAUAAUCACCGGUGGUACAGUCCGCGUCUUGGCGCCAGCUUUCCAAGUGUACGGGAAGCGUCGUUCCUUCUCGGGUCCGGUGACAACUCUUAAGGUUUUCGAGGACAACUCGCUGGUUCGUGCGGCUCUGGAGCAGCAGGGUGAUGGAAAGGUGCUGGUCGUGGACGGAGGUGGCAGCCUGAGGUGCGCGCUGCUGGGAGGAAACCUGGCAGCGAUGGCUUCGACCAAUGGCUGGGCAGGAAUUCUAGUGAACGGAUGCGUCCGAGACGUGGAAGAGAUCAACGCGGUGGAAGUGGGAGUGAGAGCGCUGGCUCCGCAUCCACUCAAGAGCUUCAAACGAGGACAGGGCGAGAAGGACGUGGCUGUGGUCUUUGGUGGCGUGAGGAUCUUACCAGGAGAGUGGUGCUACUCGGACAUCGAUGGAAUUCUCAUUGCCAACAAAAAGCUUUGAUCGCUCCAACAAGCUCGAAGUUGCGACGCUCGUGUUAUGGAGCACCAAUAAGGAAGUAAAAACAAAACAAGGUACCCGCGUUUUCGAUCA